AUGGUUGAACGCUUUUAUAGCCAACUUAAGGCAGCGAUCAAGUGUCAUCAGACGGAGGCCUGGGUGGAUAUACUUCCAGUUGUUCUCUUGGGGAUUCGUGCGUCUUGGAAAGAAGACCUUCAAGCAACUUCGGCAGAAUUGGUGUUUGGAGAAAGCACCAGGCUUCCCGGACAAUUCCUCGUUGAAACGCAGUCUCCAGAAACUCAGACAAACUCCUGGUUAGAGCAAUUACAGCGAAGCAUGCGAGAGUUGCAACCUCGAAUUCGACGGCAUGGUCAUCAGGCUCCGUUCGUCUUUAAAGACCUAGAAACGGCGAUUCAUGUAUUUGUCAGGCGUAGCAUCCUUUCUGGUGCGCUACAAUCACCUUACAAUGGAUCUUUCAAGAUAACUUCAAGGAACUCUAAGAUUUUCAAGGUACUCAUUCAUGGAAAAGAGGUUACCGUCUCGGCAGAUAGAGUAAAACCGGCCUAUCUUUUUGAAGAAACAAACACUGAACCUCAAACUACUUUAACGAAAGAGACAGAAUUACCAACCAGAACUCGGAGCGGACGGAUUUCAAAACCAACAGUUCGCUUCGCACCGGCUUCGUAA
Molecule: messenger RNA, 591 nt
Organism: Pseudomyrmex gracilis
Lineage: Eukaryota; Metazoa; Arthropoda; Insecta; Hymenoptera; Formicidae
Exons: 1
Coding region: 1-591 (196 amino acids)
Source: RefSeq, a predicted model, not a curated record